Messenger RNA from Sparassis crispa, 2973 nucleotides. RefSeq lists its product as hypothetical. The transcript has 12 exons. The coding region runs from base 1 to 2973 and encodes 990 amino acids. NCBI's taxonomy places the organism in Eukaryota, Fungi, Basidiomycota, Agaricomycetes, Polyporales, Sparassidaceae. The record is from RefSeq and is a predicted model, not a curated record.
AUGGUCCUCACCCUGGAGCCGUUUUGCAAGUGGCGCGGCCCGCGUGCCAAAUUUCAGGGAGACAUGGCGACUGUCCGCUGGGAUCACAUCGAAUAUAUUGACUUGUUGAAUCCUGAAGAUUCUGCCGAUGACGCUGCAGCGCAGAUCUCCUCUUCUCCACAUGCUGAGGUUAUUGAUAUUCGUGACCAGCUCUCUUGUCUACAGCACCUUAUUCUGCCGUCUGGCCCUAUCCUUGUCUCUGCCACCACCGCCAAUGCGCUCUCCACUGCCCUACGAGAAAUUACCCACCUCCCUGCCACUCUCAGUCCAUCUGGCCACUCUCAGUACCCUGUUGGAACUCUGUCUUCGUGUGAGGAGAAUGUUCAAAUCACUCGGAAGAGAAUGCUUGACAUUCUCAUCCAUCACGAAGACGGUGCUGUCAUUGAGUUCCCGCAGACCAGCCGCACUGGCUGUGUGGGCCAUCUGUUCAAAUGUGAUCCUGAGAACUGGAUCACCCCAGUGGAGAACGUGGUUUAUGCGCAAGGAUCUCCGCGUGGACGUUCGGCCAAGGACCAGCCAGUGAAGUGCGAAGUUCUGCGUGAUGGUAAUGGGAUGAUGGUAUUGUGUCAGGAAAAGCAUUCUACAUGUCAAGGUCUCAAAAUCUGUCCUUGUGCCGAUGCAGCACUUCUUAAUUCAACGCACACAUCCGCCACCCGGGAAGACCUCAAAAAUCGGCUACGGCGUGACCGCGAGCAACAGCAAACGUUCGCUUCACCCAUGCGACUUGUGUUCGAAAAAACAUUGGGACGCAUUGCUGCCUAUCGGAAGUAUGGAUGUGGUGCAUCUAUCAACGAGCAUGCUGCAGGUUCAAGCUACCAAGCUGUAUCAGAUGAAGACUGGUUGGAGCAUCAACACCUGCGUGCUGCACAGGAGAAGGGACGGCGUGGAUACCAGUUGACCAUGAGGAGGUGUGAGGGUCGGUUGCUGUAUUUAUUUGACUAUGACGGAGAGCCAUUUGUACAGUGCGAGCACUAUUCCCGUCAAAACCGCACACACCUGCUCGACUACACAAUUCGCAAUGGGUCGUAUGACCUCGAGUACCUUGAGGCCGCUUUGACGGAUGACUAUGAGAGCAUUAGUCGUCUUGAAUAUGCAGCACAAGAAGAGGGAUAUGGGCCGCUGGCGGUAUGCAAUACUCUCGCAAACUUUACCUCAAACAGGGUGCACUGCCCAUGUGAGCACCGAGAUGAAGACGAGCAUCUUAUACCGCAGGAGAUGCUGCACUUGUCAUGCACAAGUAAGCUCCAAGUGUUUGAACCUCUGUCGGAGUUUCGAACGGCUUGCCCAUAUGUACUCUUGGUAUGUCAGGGGGAACAUACACACCCGAUACCACUCCCGACCAACACUCCUGCCCAUAUUCGGGCAGAGAUAUUCCAUAUGUUGGAAUCAGUAGGACAUGACUUACCAGAUAUGACGCCCCGACGAUUUCUUCGGCAUCCAGUAGUGUUGGCACGGGUCCACGAGCUUCUCCCACAUAUAUGCAAUCCAACAUUGAGCGACCUACACGUUUCCCUGGCAAACCGUGAGCAUCUGCGGUCAUACAUAAAAAAGGCGAAAGAGGAGCUGUUUCCGCAAGGAACAGGUUGGGAAGGGUUGAGGCACCUCAAAGCUGUCGAAGAUGCUACAUGCUCUCCUGAAGACACGUACAUUCGCUAUAUGGCCGAGUUGUCAGAAGAGGCCCUAAAUGCUGGGGAAGAGUUCAUCUCAGAGGACUUAGAAGGUCAGGACAGCAUGGAGCCCGAGGCGGCCUCCGACAAGAUGAGAAUCAUUAUUUGUAUGACAAAAGAGCAGAGUCGACGACUCAUCAAGGCGCAGUACCUUCAGAGCGAUAUUGCCUUCAAGCGUGUAGUGGGAUAUAAGGAAUUCGAGCUCGGAGGAUGGGAUGGUGAGAACAAAACAGCUAUUGUGUAUUGUCGUAUUUUGCUCACACGCGAGACGGCCGCGGCACACUGUUUCAUAUUUCACAAGAUUGAUGCUAUUGUGAAAGACGAUACGGGCUCUUCUCUUUGCUGGAGACAUCUGCAUGCCCGGUCCCUUGAUGAUUUCACAGGGAUCCUUCAGUGGACGGCUGAUCAGCAUCUUGGUCAGGCAAAAGGAUUGGGUUUGUAUCUACAACACCUGGCAUCACAGCUCCCACCAAGGUUGGACCUUCACGAGCCUCACCGGCAUGUCACAGAACUCUCUCUGUACGAGCAUCUUCACCGCAUUUUCAGACUCUGUGUCGUGCAUGUGUUUCGAAACAUCAAGUCAUGUGCGGUCUCGGAUGAGGUCAAGAAGAUGAUGCGAAGCUUGGUUUGCCUUGAGCAUGAUGAUUGGGAUGGGACUGUUGCAGAGAUUCGGAACCAGGGGGGUCGGGCGGCUGUCAACUGGAUUGAAGACAAGAUUCGUAGUCAUUUUGCAUUUGAGGGAAUUUGCUGGUCGAAAAGCAUGAUUCCAUUAGAAAUAUGGCAGGCGGGCGAGCGCAACAGCAAUCUAAUCGAGAGCCAGCAUGCAGAUGUGAAUCGGGAAGGUGUAGCAUGCAGUCUCGUUGGCGGCAUAGUUCGAGGCCAUCAUCUGGAUAUGCUGAAGUUGCGCACUCUCAAGGCUUUGGAAGAUGCUGGUGUUGAGCCGUCGUUCCAAUUUCGCGGCAGUGCCGAAAAGGCAUACAAGUCAUUGAAAACACAACAGGCAGCACGACGAAAGGGCCACUUAACCCAUGACUCCAAAAUCACCGCAGCUAAUACUGCAUUGAGAAGAAGGACAAAAACUAUGCUUGCUGCCCAGCGACGGCUUGAUAGCACCAGCCAGUCCCACGCAAGUACUCACCUGAUGACACGGAAAGAGAAUGGUGCCAACACCAUGGAAACUGCCCGUCACACAUUACUUGCUGCAGAAUCUGCACACCAGCGAGCCGUGGAAGUCUCUACUGUACUGGCAUGGAAUGUCAUAGAUUGA